UCUGCAGCAAGACAUCAUGGAGGUCAGAGCUCUCUGCAUCAGACUGUUAAUGAUCAUCAUGGUCCUGCUCUGCCCACAUUCUCAGAAAGCUGAUGCAGCUUCUCUUCAUAUCUUUCCAAACAGAUUACAGUUCUUUGAAUAUGAAGCAGUGACAUUUUACUGUGAGGGGGUUGAUUAUUGUGAAGUUGUGCAUAAAGUCAAAGGGAAAAUAAAAACAUGUCCGAAAACUAACAAGAGAACACCGACAGGAUCAUCCUGCACCAUCACAAAUGUUUAUCGUGAUGACAGUGGGAAGUACUGGUAUGAGACUGAAGGAGGGAUCAGAAGCAACAGUAUCAAGAUCUCUGUCACUGCUGGUUCUGUGAUCCUGGAGAGUCCUGCUGUCCCUUUGAUGGAGGGAGAAGAUGUAGCCCUGGGCUGCAGAAACAAGACGACUUCCUUCAACUUCACAACUGAUUUCUAUAAAUAUGGACUCCACAUCAGCACCAACUCCACACAAAACAUGACCAUUCACAGAGUUUCAAAGUCUGAUGAAGGAUAUUACAAGUGCAGCAUCUCGGGAGCUGGGGAAUCACCAGAGAGCUGGCUCAGUACCACAGUCGAUCACUUGAAAACUCAUCACACAGACGCUGAGACAGACCCGUUCUCAGAGGCCAGCUGUCAUAUCUACCUCAUCUUACGGACCGUGUCCACCAUGGUGAUGGUGGCUCUGCUGCUGGUGGUGGUGGGACUUCUUAACACUGGGAAAUUCAGAGUCACAAAAACUAACUCAAGUUCAGUCUCAUGUAAAUGUAAAUGUCAUAUUACUGCAGGCAGUGACAGGAAUGAUUACAAGUAGCACAAAUAGACAAUAGAAAGAUGUACCUCAUUACUUUACUUUACCUCGCACUCUAUUUUUAAGCUUUUAGAAGCAGAUACAUCAUGU
Molecule: messenger RNA, 925 nt
Organism: Oreochromis niloticus (Nile tilapia)
Lineage: Eukaryota; Metazoa; Chordata; Actinopteri; Cichliformes; Cichlidae
Product: Fc receptor-like protein 5
Exons: 5
Coding region: 17-838 (273 amino acids)
Biological process (GO): immune response; cell surface receptor signaling pathway
Cellular component (GO): external side of plasma membrane
Molecular function (GO): transmembrane signaling receptor activity
Source: RefSeq, a predicted model, not a curated record